AUGGCGUGGCGAGCGAAUAAUGCGCGCGCAGGAGCCCGCGCGGCGCCCUCGGCCACGCCGCGCGCCAAGCCGACCAUGCAGGCCAUCGCGGAGAUCGAGAAGAACCGCGAGGACCGGCGGCGCGCCAUGGCGGCGGCCAAGCGCGAGCGCGAGCGCGAGAGCCAGCUGAACGAGAAGCUGGGCCACCCGGGCGACGUUGACUUCCAGCGCAUGAUCAAGGCCUUCCGCGAGCAGAACAAGGACAAGAGCCGGCCGCACGCCGAGGCGGGCGACACAAAGAUCACCAUCUGCGUGCGCAAGCGGCCGGUGAACGCCAAGGAGGUCAAGAAGCACGACUACGACGCCGUGACGUGCCUCAACCCCAUGGCCAUCGUGCACGACUGCAAGCUCAAGGUGGACGGCAUCACCAAGUACCUGGACAGCAACGCCUUCAACUUCGACCAUACAUUUGAUGAGAGCGCGACCAAUGAGAGUGUGUACAUGCACGCGGCGCAGCCACUAGUCAAGUUCGUGUUCCAUGACGGAGGCCACGCGACGGUCUUCGCGUACGGACAAACGGGCAGCGGCAAGACGCACACGAUGCAAGGCAUCCAGAGUCAGAUAGCGGCGGAUGUCUUUGCUCAGGCGGACGAGUUUGCGAGGCGCGGGUAUCCGUUGGAUAUCUGCGUGAGCUUCUUUGAGAUUUACGGCGGACGCUGUCAGGACCUACUGCACCGGCAGGUGCUGACGAUUCGGGAAGAUGGAGCUGGUGAGGUGCAGAUUGUGGAUUUGGAGGAGGUGCAGCCCCAGAAUACCGAGGAGCUGCUGCAAGUGAUCAGCAAGGGCAACAGUCUCCGCACCACGCAUGCUACGGAGAUGAACGACGUAUCGUCACGCUCGCAUUGUAUUUGCCAGAUCAACCUCAGAGAAAGAGGAAGCGGGAAACUCCAUGGCAAGUUGUCGCUGAUUGAUCUUGCUGGUAGUGAGCGUGGAGAAGACACGAAGAACCACAAUCGUCAGAGACGGAUGGAGUCGGCGGAGAUCAAUCGAAGCUUGUUGGCGCUGAAAGAGUGUUUCCGUAGAGCACUCGAUAGUGGCGGCCGCGGGACUCAUAUCCCAUUCCGAGCGAGCAAGCUUACACAAGUACUGAAGGAUUCAUUUGUCAACGCUAAAGCGAGAACGGUGAUGAUUGCAGCCGUGUCGCCGUGUGCCUCAUCUUCGGACCACACCCUCAAUACGCUACGAUAUGCUGACCGUGUGAAGGAGAAACGUGUUUCAGUGGAUGCCUUUGACGAGAGGAAUGCGCAAUCUGACGCUGUGGACGUCGAAGACGUUCAAUUUGAAGAAGAUCUUGAUGCGUAUCAAGAGCAGGACGGGGGCGACGAAGCUGAUGAAUAUGAUGAAGAAGAUGAGUAUCCAUCCGGAGAAGAAGAAGAAGCUGAUGACGGGGGUGAUGGUGCACUUGAGAGCAACGGUGAGAAGUACAGGGCCGAUGCUGAUGGGCGCGAUGAAGUCACAAUUUCUUCGCAUCACACACGCUUGGGCCCUGAUCUGAGCGACGACUUGAGCAUUCUUCGCAUUAGCCGCCGCCAUUUGCAUAAAAGGAGUGGUGACCCUAUCAAGGAAAGCGGGUACCCUCAAGAAGCGUGGCAUGGGGUGGUUCAGACGCUGUAUGAGGAGCAGGAAAGCUUGCUCAACACGCACAUGAGCGCAAUUCAGGAAAGUGCAGAGCUCCUCACGGAGGAAGGCGCCAUGUUGGCAGCAAUUCAAAACGACGAUUCGGCCAGUAUCGACCAAUAUGUAUCGCGUCUGGAAGAGGUGCGUUGCUGGGCUGAACGAUGCUACGCUGAAGAGGUUUUACAACACUAA
Molecule: messenger RNA, 1848 nt
Organism: Phytophthora sojae
Lineage: Eukaryota; Oomycota; Peronosporomycetes; Peronosporales; Peronosporaceae
Exons: 8
Coding region: 1-1848 (615 amino acids)
Biological process (GO): microtubule-based movement
Molecular function (GO): microtubule binding; microtubule motor activity; ATP binding
Source: RefSeq, a predicted model, not a curated record